CUACUAUAUGUCCCAUGAUGACGAACAGAAGACUGUGACUGCUGUGUGACCACAUCGCCUACGUGAGGUUAUCUUCACUUCCUUCUCUUUUACUAUUAUAUAUUUUCUUUGGGACUAAAAGACACAGAACACAAUGGUCAUUUAUUUAAAUUCCUAAUAACACAUCUUCCAAAUUCUCAACGUGGUUUGGGGAACAAAGCAGUGAGUCCUUUACAUCACUUAAACAUUCAUUUGGAUACGCCAUUUAUACAAAAAUGGUACUGUGCAAAUCCAUCACAAAUGCAAGCAUGCACCACAGUACAUAUAAACAUAUCAAACCCGUACCACACACACACACACCAUCCGUCAAAGUCAAUAACUCUUCCCCCCUUCUUCCCUUUUUCAAUGUUUGGUAUUUUCCAUUUACAAAGAAAAAUUCUUACACAUGCAUGCAUUUUUAGGACAUCAACAUUGACCAUCCAUACGAAAACAAGUUUUCGUUACGAUUGAACUUGAUCUUGAACUUGGACAAAUGUUGACAAACCUAUUACCAAAUAUAGAAAACAGCACUGCAUUAUUCAAUUCUUCGUCUUCUAUAAAUUACAUGGACAGGCACUCCAACAAGGAUAGUUUGUAAAAGAACAUUGAAGAGAAAACAGGGCUAAGUUAAAACUCAAGAUGAAGAUAUUCGUGGUAUUUUUGCUGUUGAUUCAAUACAUUUGGGCUGCAAGUGUUUUGAUGCCCUUAACAACGGUUGUACGCACUCCCCAACAUGACACCGCCAUUGUGGAAAGUUCAAGAGUUAAUGGAAAUUUUGCCUAUCGCACUGUUGAAGGACAUGCCUACGAAACGCUGACACCAUUGAUUGGUCAUGUAAUUGCUCCGGAUCCCCUAACACCGGUGGUUAGUUAUGUCUAUGUCGAAAAUUAAUGGAAAAUAAAGUGUGCAAUCAAUUUUUAGAUUAUCUGAAUGACA
Musca domestica (house fly) is the source of this 954-nucleotide messenger RNA. RefSeq lists its product as uncharacterized. The coding region runs from base 658 to 909 and encodes 83 amino acids. The record is from RefSeq and is a predicted model, not a curated record. NCBI's taxonomy places the organism in Eukaryota, Metazoa, Arthropoda, Insecta, Diptera, Muscidae. The transcript is spliced from 2 exons.